GGGGCUUUGUGUUUUCCGACGAAAAGAGAGGAAAAGCAAGAGCAAACCUAUUUAUCGUCUAAAUAAGUGGAAUCUUGGUCUUGCAUGGAAAGACAGUUAGUAGUUUCUUCGUUCCCAAACUCUAGUACUUAUUUUCAAAUUGUGUAGCUCUACUUCUAGUACUACUAGUUUUAUCCACGAAAUCGACACUCAAUUCCCACAAAAAGAUGUCAUCGUGCUUCAUCGGGUUGUUUGACUCUUUUCGGGAGUGUUUCAACCCAAGGAGUAUCACGGGUGGCCGGGACGUUCAUGCCGCAUAUUUUAUGAUUACUGUUGGUCGAUUCUGAUUGCAUCUUCUGGAUUAGCAAGCUAGCGUGACGAAUCGUCUGUUGUUGUUGAAGUAAGAAGUAGAACUUCUAUCCUAUGCAUGAAUAAUCUCCUCUCUGGUUUUUAGGGCCUUAUGAAGUGAUUGACGCAACGCGGUUGAGGUGGUGAGAACCAAAUAUGCAACCACGACAUCACUUUUUCCGACUGAACGAGCUACUCGACGUGUUACAACCAUGCCUUCACGCUCACGGUCAUCCUCUAAGAUUUAUACUUAUGGCGUGUGCUGCUGUUGAAAUAGAAAUUAAUUGUUCCAAGUCCGUUUCGACCUAUGCUGGAGACAGGAGAGAGAUUGAGAUUCACGUGUAGCAGUGUCGACCCUUAUUAUGUAUAGGUAAUCCCAAAAAGUUUUUGUAGGUGUAGGUCCUCGACGACCAUACAUCCAAUUCCAAAUUAGGACCUUCCCAUCUUCUAACAUAUGAAUUUCCUCCAGCGUGGAAGCAAGCUGAAAGGGGAUGCGAGUUCGGGUUCGUUGCCUACAACAGCCGGCAAUGGUUCCGAUAGUAACUCCUCGUCGGCAACCGGAGGCGCGAGGAAAAAAUAGCGAACUCCGCAUAGGGAUUCUACGUAUUUCAUCAAGUCCAAGAUGAAGAUGUGAAAUUAACUUAGAUGAAGUGGCUUCCUCUUCGAUUCUCGUGUGAAGAUAUAAACCUCGAAUUAGCAGUCUACUACUUGUGAAUCCAAGAAGAAGAAGUCCAUCGUUACCCCGCCUAUUUUUAUUUGACGACCUAAUACAGUACUGAAUUCUGCAUAUAGAUACAACAAAAAUCUGCGUGCAGCUGCAAAUCAUUGUUACUCCGAGUAGCCUCAACAACACCAGCACUUUUUCAACUACCGCUUUGCAAUACGAUCGCUUACAAUAUUAAUAAGAAGAGUUAACGACGACCUUGAUGUUUCAUGGCAAGAGACGCGCUGCACGCGGCCCGACUACCACAGUUGUAUUUACAAGCUGUGUUUCGUCUAGUACCGAUUUUUUUUGGAACCAUGUUUUGAG
Molecule: messenger RNA, 1357 nt
Organism: Amoebophrya sp. A25
Lineage: Eukaryota; Dinophyceae; Syndiniales; Amoebophryaceae
Source: the annotation of a GenBank genome assembly